AUGACUGCACCUGGCACUCAUUCAUCUACGGAGACAUCUAAUGCGUGCACUGCCCUUCCGUCUCCACCAACCUCGCCGGUUUCUACUGCUGGAAACAUCACGACGACGCGCAUACGACUAAAGGCAAUCAGAGCACCAAGAGCUGCGAGGAACUCUUCGAUUGAAUCUGUCUCGGUGCAAAGCGAGUGCCGGGACGACUCGUGUAUAAAAGCUAAGAGGAGACAAUCUUCUAUAGCGUACUUUACACCCUCUUCACCCUCACCUUGGGAAAGGGGUGGGCAAAGACAUCGACCAAGUUCUAGCCGAGCUGGGCUGAACUCGACGCCUAGUCCAUCCACUCGCAGUGAAUUACUUGAAGAUGAAAAUGGAGGUGGGGAGAGGGCGAGCCUCGCAAUAAGCCCUUGCUCGCGCCCCUGCGGGGUGAGUGUAAGCUCGCCGGACGGGGUUGACGCCAAGGAGAGAGAGCCACUGACGCUCAUCGAGAAGCACGCUGAUCUGUUGCACUUCAUCGCGCAAAAAGAACGAAAAUGUCUCGAACUACGUGAGCAGCUGGCUGUUCACGAGAAUGAACUUGCAGAACUGAAACGCAAGUGGGAACGAAUCAUCAAUCGCACUCUGCCAAUGGCAGGUAGUGGAUACGAGAAUCUGGUCUCUACGUCUAGUACGAACGCUGUUCUUGGAAGCACGGCCCUGGAUGGAAUCAAAGAAGGCGUUCGCAGGAUCACUCUUGGACUUAGUGAUCUGGGAGGAGGUACCAACACGGAAUCAUCACAACAUAUUGCCACACAUUUUCAGGACGGAAGCAGUUCCUCUUCGGCGGGUGCUUUAUCCGGAUUCAGCAUUUGCGAGGCUGAAGUUGCAAAUGGGAGCACCCACGUCGACGCCGUACGGUCGAGCAGCACCGACGCAAUCUCUACAAUUCGAAGAAGUGGCAGCCUGCAUAGACGGCCUGCCCGAUCGCUUCCGAAGGACCCUCCGACACCUGUGCAAUAUUUGAGUUCUGCAGCUCCCGUACUGAGGCAGACCGCCACGUCACCUUCAAUCCCUACGAAUACUACGGCAGAUAAACAAUCACGACGCACUACGCUGGCACCUGCGCUUCCGCCACCGUCAUCAGUCCCUGGGCUGGGCUCGCUCACGAUGGGCGCAAGCGUUGGCAAUCCAGUCUCAUCAUGGAUGGGAAGCGUGGGGAAGAAACUGGGAGAAAUCCAAGGUGCUGAUACGCUUACCAAGGGUCAGAAACGCGCAUCUGUCUUACUUGCAGAUGUUUCACACUCCAUUAUAUCUGCGCUCUCUCCAUCCCCAUCUACAGUGUCCGCCCUCUCGCCCACUUCAAAUCCAAUAUCGUCCCCUCGCGCUCCCUACUCUAACGUGAGUGCAAAUAGGGACACGGGGACUCUAAGGACGAACAGUCUCCUUGACGAUGAUGACGAUAAUGACACAGUUCGGAUCGGACGCGUAAUGGUACCUGACUCUGUCAAGGACAAGACCGGCGCCGUAGCGGGGUCAGGGAGCCAAACGCAGGAGGGCCAUCUCCUUUGA
Messenger RNA from Pisolithus orientalis, 1542 nucleotides. RefSeq lists its product as uncharacterized. The transcript has 7 exons. The record is from RefSeq and is a predicted model, not a curated record. NCBI's taxonomy places the organism in Eukaryota, Fungi, Basidiomycota, Agaricomycetes, Boletales, Pisolithaceae. Bases 1 to 1542 code for a protein of 513 amino acids.